AAAGAAAACUCGGACGUGGAACAACCCUGAUCGUCCAGAUUCGAUGCCAACAUGUCGGUCUCCACGGUAACAGACUCGUACCCGUCCGUCAGCUGGUCGGGGGUCUCCGUGACCCCGGCAGGUACGAACGCCACAUUCUGGGAGCGCGACGCCGUGCUGGCGGCAGCCGAGGUGGUGGUGCUGACGGUGAUCCUGGUGAUGGCGUUGCUAGGUAACGGGCUGGUGCUGGUGGUGCUGCUGAGGCGGAGACGACACCACAACCCGCUGCACCAGUUCAUGCUCAACCUCUGCGUGGCCGACCUGGUGGUGGCGCUGUUCCAGGUGUUGCCGCAGCUGGUGUGGGACGCUAAAGGCCGCUUUGCCGGCCCGGACUUCCUGUGUCGCCUGGUGAAAUACCUGCAGGUCCUCGGGAUGUUUGCCUCCUCCUACAUGAUCGUAGCCAUGACGAUGGACCGGCACUACGCCAUCUGCUGCCCCCUGCAGGCGCACCGCAGCGGGGCCACGCAGCGCUGGAACAGCUUCAUCCUGCUGGCCUGGGGCCUGUCGCUGCUGCUCAGCCUGCCACAGGUGUUCAUCUUCUCUCGUUCAGAAGUGGCUCCGGGUGUCUACGAGUGUUGGGGGAACUUCGCCGAGUCCUGGGGCCUCAAGGCCUACGUGACCUGGAUGACCGUGGCCGUCUUCAUCCUCCCCGUCCUCGUCAUCACCGUCUGCCAGGUGCGAAUCUUUAAGGAGAUCCACACGAAUCUGUACUUGAAAUCAGAGCGCCGCCUGUCCCCCGCCUCCCUGCCCCCCUCCAGACGGGACAGCCAGAGAGGAGGAGUAGGAGGAGGAGGAGGCGGCAGAGGGAGGUCCAGUCUCUCUCUGUAUGUUUCACCGCUCGUGUUCAACAACCCCGGGAGUGACACCAGCUUUGACCCUGGAUCCAUCUAUCAGCACCUGCCCAUGGGUCCACUCAGGUCCCACAGCAUCCCGUCACACUGUGACAUUCACACCUACACCGCUGUCCACCCAGCUGAGCUGCAGCCUGACGUGCUGCCAGGCCCUGCAGCGCCCCCUGCUGUCUGCUGCCCACCGCCCAAAGCCCCCGCAGCCCGGGGCGGGGAGGUUUCAGCGGCGAUGUCUAAGACAGUGAGAAUGACGCUGGUCAUCGUGCUCGUCUACUCGCUCUGCUGGGCCCCGUUCUUCAGUGUCCAGCUGUGGGCCGCCUGGGACCCCAACCCACCACAGAACGGUGCAGUGUUCACCCUGCUGAUGCUUCUGGCCAGUCUGAACUCCUGCACCAACCCCUGGAUCUACUCGGCCUUCUCCAGCAGCGUCUCUCCGGAGCUCCGACUGCUGCUGCUCUGCCGCAGCGCCUCGCAGCGUCGGGGCUCCUUACCGAGCGACUCCACCACCACACACACAUCCAACUACUGAACAACACAACGACAGUUACAUGCAGAAACACUGAAAUAAAUGCAAGUCUGCAUCUCUUACUCUCUGUAGUAGCAUUUUCUACAACAUUGAGUUUUCCACAUUGUUAGAAAAUAGCUUGGCAUUUUGGGAAAUACACUUACUUGCGUU
This is a messenger RNA of Centropristis striata (black sea bass), 1563 nucleotides long. Its product is annotated as vasopressin V2 receptor-like. The transcript is spliced from 7 exons. Lineage: Eukaryota; Metazoa; Chordata; Actinopteri; Perciformes; Serranidae. Gene Ontology annotation, biological process: positive regulation of vasoconstriction; G protein-coupled receptor signaling pathway; regulation of systemic arterial blood pressure by vasopressin. Gene Ontology annotation, cellular component: membrane. The record is from RefSeq and is a predicted model, not a curated record. The coding region runs from base 52 to 1416 and encodes 454 amino acids. Gene Ontology annotation, molecular function: vasopressin receptor activity; peptide binding.